Syngnathus acus (greater pipefish) is the source of this 3492-nucleotide messenger RNA. It is a transcript of the gene zfand4, whose product is annotated as zinc finger, AN1-type domain 4. The coding region runs from base 625 to 2745 and encodes 706 amino acids. Gene Ontology annotation, molecular function: zinc ion binding; protein binding. The record is from RefSeq and is a predicted model, not a curated record. The transcript is spliced from 11 exons. NCBI's taxonomy places the organism in Eukaryota, Metazoa, Chordata, Actinopteri, Syngnathiformes, Syngnathidae.
CUCGCCCUCCCCCGGCCCGGCGUGAGUGACAGGUACGACAGCGUCGCGAACACGGCGACGGGCGACCUAACACAGACGCGACCCUGCGGGUUCGUUCUGUUUGUGGCGUUGAACGUGAUGCAAUGCUCUGUUUUCGCGAACGUAACGCCGCCCACGACAGCGACACCGGCAGACGGGAAGCGAGGACGGAACCCACGGGUGUAGCCUAGCUCGCUCGCCGGCUAACUAGCUCGCGGUAUGUGUGGAGCGGUAGCCAUUGUUUGAGCUGUUGGCUAACAUGGCAACGUCGGCUAAGGACAGCAGCGUCGGCUAGACGGGAAGCUCGCCGCCUUGUAAUUCACGGCCACACUAUUGAAUGUUUGAGUGAUGCUGGCAGACAGUGUGAAUAAACACGUUUUUUUUUUUUGGGCUGUGUGCAUCCAGUUGCUGCACUGCAUCAGAUUGAGCUGUUCCGAAUUAUUCUUUCCCAUCUCAGUUGUGGUCAUCCCACACGAUGAGUGACGGUCCCCCAGCCAGGAAGCACAGCCUGCCCCUCUCUCCCACACCUUGGGCCACACCUCCGCUUUGGCUACCCUCCUAAAGCCCCCCCCCCCCCAUCUACCGCCUCCCUCCCCACCAGCCGAGAUGACCGACAGGAAGGAGCCUCCCUUCUUCAACGAUGACCGCGUGGGAGGUUUCCAUCACAAGAUUCCUCUGUACGACCCCAUAGAGCUGUUCAUCGAAACCCUGACCGGGACGUGUUUCGAGUUGCGCGUGUUGCCCUUCGAGGCCGUCAUCUCAGUCAAGGCAAAGAUUCAAAGACUCGAAGGCAUCCCAGUUAGCCAGCAACACCUCAUCUGGAACAACCUGGAGCUGGAUGAUGACCACUGUCUCCACGAUUACGGGAUUGCGGAGGGCUGUACUCUGAAGCUGGUCUUAGCCAUGAGGGGAGGUCCAAUCAACACCAGAAGGGUAACUAUGGAGGAUCCCGUGAAGGAGGCGGCGGACUCGAUGGAGGGCACAAAGGAGGAAGGUUGGGAGAAGACUCCGGCCAACAAGCAAGUCACGUUUGUUGUCUACCGCGAAGGCGACCAGCUCAACUUUUUCCGGGUGGUGGACAGGGGAGACGGUUCCCUUACGCCUCUAUCGGAAUCCCUCAGCGGCGGCUCCGUUUACAUGUGCACCGAGGAGGACGGCGGCGGCGUCAGCGGAGAGCGCUCUGCCGCUGCGGCGAGCCUGGAAAACUCUAUCACCAUGAAUAAAAUGAAGCUGCUCAAAGCCAAGAUGGAAGACAUGAACAUCAACAAGAAGCCGAAGAAGACGAGUAAGGCAAAACCGCGCCCCCCUGUCGGUCUCCAUCCCUGCGGCGGCGGGCCAACGCCUUCCAUCACGCGAAUCCAUCAGCGCCUCUUGCGUUCGCUCCCCCAGAUUAACCAGUCUCGCCAGUUCAGUGGGCAUCUACCUCCCAUAGCGGACCAAGAACUCCCGUCGCCGCACGCCGCCGCUUCCCCUUCUUCCCAGUUGCCCGUCCCGAGACGGCCGCCUCCCUCGUUCCCCUCGUCGUCUUGCUACAUGCUCCAGGAGGAGGAGCCGUGGGAGACGUGCCCGCCUCUGGCAAAGAUUCGGCCCCCUCCCAAAGUCUCCCGCUUGGACAUCGGCGGCACCAGGCUGAUGAGGGACUGCGUCUACCCGCAGCUCCCUCCGCUGUGCACCAGGAAUUCGCCCGAUGCCACGUUUGACCCGCUCAAGCCGGUCGGCGAGGCGGUCGGGGUGAGUUUAUUAGACGAGGCCGGCGGGCUGGUGGCGCCAUCCCACACCGCCGCUUCGUUCGGCGAGCUGGCGGACCCCCUGAGUCUGGACCUGUCCCCUCAGUCGGAGGAAUCUUGCCGAGCUUUUGAUGUCGGGGCGCCGCACCAGCUGCCGUUGCCCCCCUCCCCUCUCAGCACUUGGACGCUCGGGAGCGGCGGCGACACGCUGACCAGCAGAGCGGAUGUAACACAGCUUAGCGCUUCCUUUCAUUUAAGCCCGCCGUCGCCCGCCCCCACCUCCCCGAAGCCACGUUUCCAGCCUUUCGACGGCACGCUCCCCCUUCAGGUACUCGGCGCGGCACAGGUGAAGCCGACCACCCCGUCCCCCCUCCCGCCCGUGAUGUCCGGUCACGGCGCGCGCCUAAGGGGCGUUCAGGUGGAGUCGCCCGGCAAGACGCCCGAGAUUCUCUCCAAGAGGGAAGCCAGAGGCAUCACCAAGAUGGCCAGCCAAGCUUGUCGUGAGCAACUGGGCUCCCUGAGCAACUCGGCGCUCUUGGCGUCUCUCUCCGCCAGGCCCGUGAACGCAAGGAGAGCCGGGCUUGGCGUCCCCCUGCCCCCCGCUACUCCCAUCGCACAGGGGAUCCUGGGCUCCAGGCUGCCGGGCCUCCCGCAGGAGGCCGCCGCGCGACAUCGAGCAACGGCCUCCUCGGCCAACAAAUGUCUUGGGUCCAGCGGGGGAGUCAUCCCUCCAUUCGGGAGAAUUGGAACUCCGACAUACCACCUACCUCCAGUCAAGGCCCCUGCGGGCGCCAAGAAGAAGAGUUCCAAGCACUGCUUCCUUUGCGGCAAGAAGACCGGCCUGGCCUCCAGCUACGAGUGCAGGUGCGGCAGCAACUUCUGUGCCACUCACCGCUAUGCAGAGACGCACGACUGCUCGUACGACUACAAGGGGACGGGGAGGCGCUUCCUGCAGGACGCCAACCCGCUCGUCAGUGCCCCCAAGCUGCCCAAGAUCUAAACAGUCCCUUACUAAAAACUUACUAAGGAGGAGACUCGCUCAACCCGGACGGAUAUUAUUCACCGACGUGCGCAUUGGAUUUUUUGGAUUUUUUUUAUGUCCCUCUCUCGGCCACGGUGAACUCUCCUGUGAAAACGUGUGGACAAACAGCAGAUGAUCAAUGUGAAAGUGUUUCUGUUGUUUUGUUUGUUCAAUGAGCCCAUCCAAGUCUGUGCAUGUACGCUGGUUAUUUUUGUGCAAAAUAUCUGCUGCAUGUUCAGACCUUGAAAAGAAAAAGCUGAUGGAUUUCCAUUGGACACGUCUUGGCCAGAUGCACUUUAGAAAGAUCAUAUUUAAAACUUUUAUUCUGGCCCAACGGGUCUUUUUUUAUUGUCAUGUAUGUUGUCUUUUUAUUUUUGAAUUGUAUCUGCCCCUGAAAUGUCUUGUCUUGUUACGGGCACAUACACGUGACCACAAACAAACAAACUCCAUCGACGUGUGUGUUUUAUGAUAUUUAUUCACGAAAUAUUUAAAUUCAAGUAUGCAGUCUGUCUGUUUGAAUGCCGGUUGUAAUUGUGUAUAAUUGAGAGCGGGGAAGACAAAUGAAAUCGGAUAUUUCAAUGUCCUUAGCAAGAUAACGUGGUUGCCAUAAGAAUCUUUUGUAUUUUUUUUUUUAUUAAAUGCUCAGCCGUUGCAAAAAUCUCCAAGCUGUCAUAUUUGCAGGGGUUUGACUUCAAAUAAAUUUUCUUUCCAAACCUUCAGAAACAA